This is a messenger RNA of Rhagoletis pomonella (apple maggot), 1379 nucleotides long. RefSeq names its product LMBR1 domain-containing protein 2 homolog. Gene Ontology annotation, cellular component: membrane. Lineage: Eukaryota; Metazoa; Arthropoda; Insecta; Diptera; Tephritidae. The record is from RefSeq and is a predicted model, not a curated record.
ACAAGAAAAUCUGGAAAAAACUAAGUAAAAACUGACUGAUCCAUUAAACAGUAAAGCAAAGGAAAAAAACAAGUCGGAGUUACAAAAAUAUAUAUAUUGAACCAAGUCUUUAAACAUCUAGGAAUAACAUGGUACAAUUACUUACAUUCGCGGUUAUAGUUGCUCUACUGCUGGCUGGUAUUUCACUCUAUCGUUAUGGAAACAUUCCUCGUCAACAUAUUGUUGUUACGUUAUCAGUACUAAUGGCAUGGUGCUUUUCAUUUCUCAUUGUAUUUGCUAUCCCACUCGAUGUCACAAAUACCUUAUAUAGACAAUGCUUACAGGAAAAUACCGACAGAGCGGUGCAGACUACAACCUCAAACGUUAAUGCCUCCCCUGUUGAAAUUGUUCCGGUUGGUAAUACCGAGUGCCAAGCACCAUGGGGUAUGAUUCCUGAUUCUGUUUUUCCAAAUUUGUGGCGUGUAAUCUAUUGGACUUCACAAUUCCUCACCUGGCUAAUAAUGCCAUUAAUGCAGUCGUAUUUAAAAGCUGGUGAUUUCACCAUUAAAGGCAAACUUAAGUCUGCGCUUGUCGAGAAUGCCAUUUAUUACAGCUCGUAUCUCUUCAUUUGUGGCAUAUUGUUAAUAUAUAUAGCAGCGAAGGGAGUCUCUUUGGAUUGGCAAAAACUGAAAGCCAUAGCGUCUUCGGCUUCUAAUACCUGGGGGUUGUUCCUGCUGGUGUUGCUGCUAGGAACGCUUUGGUGUCAGCAAAAAUGUGGAGGUUGGCUUUAAAGGCACUAGCGACCUCGGUAAUAGUGGCGUCACCUUCGACGAUUAUGGAGACGAUACUGAAAAGCGUAUAGGAUCACCUCCCCGGGGUCUUUUCGACGAUGUCUGAUCUCAAGCAUUAGUGGAUGGUGACAAAAGCAGAAAUAGAACAUAACUUAAUGAGAUUUUUAGCGAUAUUGUAAUUUCGUGUUUCUGAAAGCGUCUCGAUGCAUUAGCACAUGCCUAUCGUCAUAAGGAAGCAUAAAUAAAUUAGGUAAAUUAAUGAUGCUUGUUAGUAUAAGAAUCAUGUGCGAUGCGAAAAAACAGAGGGUCUGACAAACAUUUGAAAAAUUUUACUUCAUGGAUUUGCAAAAAAGUUGUAUCUAAAGACAAUUUUAUUAACUUUUCAAAAUACAUAUGUAUGUAUGCAGCUAUUAACUUGUUAUAUUAUCUUUAGCACAUUUAUUGCUUUCGUAGAUAUGAAUGUAUGUAUGCAUAGUAAUCUCAUAACCAAAACGUUUUAAAUACGAUUUCUACUGCUCAUAUCGCACACUAUCUUCAAAAGAGGCACAACUCAAAAUUUAGCAUUUUUGAAAUUAUUUAAUUUAAUUUAAUAUAUUAAUUUCUAACAAA